Molecule: messenger RNA, 1734 nt
Organism: Orbicella faveolata
Lineage: Eukaryota; Metazoa; Cnidaria; Anthozoa; Scleractinia; Merulinidae
Biological process (GO): recombinational repair
Source: RefSeq, a predicted model, not a curated record
UGCGUGCUUCAGUAGCUCCGUUUUGAUUAACUAAGGUCGAUUUAUGUCGUAUAACCCUUAGAUAAUCCCCAGUAGUAAUUUUGUGAAGCUGUGAAAAUGUCGUCUUUGUUUUCAAUCGGCGAAGAUGAAAUGGAUCUUGAUGAUGAGGAUUGCUUAUUGGCAGCUUGUGUCACAGGGAGUUCAGUUCAGUGCACCACCGAUAAUUCUCAGACGAAUUCAGUUUUACAACAAGGCAGUUCUACAGAUAGCUCCCAAACACAACUCUUGAGAGCAAAAGAAGUAGAGAAAUUUAACAGUCAUUAUUCAAGAAGGCCAUUUCAAUCACUUGGCAACAUAAACACUAGUGGCGGGGUUAGUGAACAGAAAAGAUCUUCCACAGAGCAAAUGCACAGAAGUUUUUCAUUUGCAAGUACAACUAUCCUGCAAAGGAACAACACAACGUCUUCAGCUAAUGGAUUUCCUGCCCCUCUGGCUAAAAGAUUUGCAUUUGAUAAUAAUUCAUCACCUAAACCUUCGUCCAGAAAUAGGGCCAGUUUGUUACGAUCAUCUUCCACACCAUCAAUCAAGACUGCAGAAAGUACCACAGUGGUGCACUCAUCAGACAAAAUUUAUCCAACGUGCAAUUCCUCACCAUUUCAGAGGAAAGUAUCAAGCAGAGAUUCACAGUUACAGGAAUUUUCAAAGUGCAACUUAAAACCUGGAGAUUCACUUGAAUCUAAUAAAAGACUGGAUCCUUCAAACAAAGUUCUUUUGCCAUCUAAUUCAACAUCAAACUUUCUAUCCAAAAAAGAACUUUCACUACUCCACAGUCCAAAUAUUUCUACUGGUUUUAGAUCUUUCCAUAAUUCAAAAGCUACAGAUACAAAGACAAUGAGUCCAGUCUGGCAGCAAAAAGGGUCUUUGAGAUAUACACCAUUGUUAAAUGGUGAAGCAAAAGAUUCUCCUCUACCUAUAAGCAAAACAAGUUCUUCCUUUUGCAAUCAAACAGAAAGACAUUCUGCCAACACUUUUCAUGGCAAUCUGAAUGAAACUAAAGCUUCUGAAACCCCUGUAAUGUCCAAGCAGAGUGGGCAUACUGGUUCAAACACUUCACAGGGUCACCAAGCUGUUACUCCUGUUGUAAACAGAAGCCAUUCAAGAACUCCAUCUGUUAGCAAAACUUCAACAUCUAGGAAAUUUCCUGGACCUGCUGGUCUUCUGCCAAAACUGAGUCCUGGACAAAAGCUUGAUGAUACAUCUUUAGUAUCUCCACUUCCGUCCACGAGAAAAAAAUCUCCAGCAGAGAACAAAGUACAUGUUUCCCAGUCAAACACUUCAGAAGAUGAUGAUUUCAAUCGAGAUCCAUGGACAUACAUGCAUCAGGACUUCUUAAAGAAUGUUCCACUGGCAAAGAGAUACACUAUCAUCAGAGUAUAUAAUGAGGCAAUCCAACAAAGACUCGAACAAGGUAAAGUGCCCUGCCUGUGUGCGCUGGUCAAAGCAUUUUCACUCACAGAAGCAGAUGCUAGUGUUUUGCUCAAGGAUCCAACAGGUACAAUUGGUAACAGCCAUCCAUGUACAUGUUGAUGUCUUCUAUCACCUUAAUAAUUGUAGUAAACAGUUAAUCUUUUUCUGAUCUGCUGAUGGUCAAGAUGAACUGAAUUGCACCAUCUGCAGAUUUCAUUAAGCGCUAGGCAAAGGGCAAAUUGACCAGCUCUGAAGCUGAUUUUGCCCACCUGGUUUGAUCAUCUGGUG